AGAAAUUAGAUGUGGCGACUCGGACAAGUGAAUGGAACAGCAGGUGGUUUCUUCUAUCUGCAAUGCAGCAGAAGUUGCACUGCAGCAGGGUUUACAGCUAGGGUCUGCAGCUAGUGCGCACGAUGGCUGUGGUGGUCAACAGGUUGCGUGAGCAAGGGCCUUUUUGAGGGUUUCCUGCUGCCUUUGCAGGCUUUCACCAUCCGAGUUUGUUGAGGGGUAGAGUGGGCAGGAGCAACUCUGUGCUUCCAAGCUCCUCCACCUUGUCAUCAAUUUUGAAACAUAAAUUGAGACACAAUGAGCACGGCGCAGCAGAUCGUGCUCUCGCUCCUGAACGACCCUCCCAGCGAGUGGAGCGUCGCCACAUGGUCCUGCUUCUCCAUCCCGCUGGUGUCGCUCGCAGCCUUACUUGGAAUCUACCUCAGGUCGCUUCACAUUGGGAACAGGAUCCCCGGGCCCCCCUCCGACAGCCUCCUGAGCGGCAACUACCCAGAGUACCGGCGCAAGGCGGGGGCCAACAGGAACGUGUCUGCAUUCUACGAGUGGCUCCAUGAGAAGUAUGGGCCUGUGGCGCGCUACUGGCUGGGCCCGUCCAGCCUCUGGAUCUCAUUUAGCGACCCGGCCGCGGUGAAGGACGUGCUGCAGAAUGCGGCGGAGCGGCCGCCCAUGAUGAAACAGCUGCUGCAGUUCCUGGGGGAGGACAACCAGACGUUCAAGAAGCAGGAGUUUGCGAGGCCACAUCGCACAGUCCUCCUUCAGCAUCUGGCUAGUCCAAAGGCCCUGCUGCGCUUGGGGGCAGUCGCCCGCUCAGUUGCAGAGAAGACUGCGGCCGCCUGGUCGGUGUAUGCAGAACAGGGCCUGAAAGUGGACCUCAGCGCUGAGCUUACGGCAGCCGCUGCUGAAGUCAUGACUCAGGGGCUGUUCGGAGAGCCGUUUGAGCGCUUGAGCGCCGAGGACAAGGAGGGCUUUGUGAAGCACCUGGCAGUUGCGGCAGACGGGGCGACCAAGUGGAGCACGAAGGUGGUUACCCCAUUUUGGAACAGCGGCUACCGCGCAGCGGCGCAAAGCUCCACCAGAUCGCCGGCCGCAUGCUCCAGAACAGCCGCCCCGGGGACGAGCCCAACCUAG
Molecule: messenger RNA, 1125 nt
Organism: Klebsormidium nitens
Lineage: Eukaryota; Viridiplantae; Streptophyta; Klebsormidiophyceae; Klebsormidiales; Klebsormidiaceae
Source: the annotation of a GenBank genome assembly